AUGUGGCAAUCAGGACGGCAGCAGUCCGGAACUGCUGUCUCGAGACUGAGCCAGAAAUUCGGAGCCGCCGCCCAAGUCGCAGAGAUAGCGCCACCUCCUCUACGGACACAGCAUCGACAUCGCCAAGAGUCCGUGGAGAACUCCCCAGAUGAUGAUGUUCACUCACGCAGCUCGACGCUCGGGGGAGACGAACAGGAUUUCGAAUACCCAGAGAAGACGCCAACAUCUUUGCCAAAGACAACGCAACAAGUGCAUGAGAUUAAACUCGAAGAGAAUGAAGAGACCGCCGAACCGCCUCCGCCUCCUCAUGUUCCCGGCCCCCUGGAAACACAACUCGCCAGUCUAAUGUCUAAGCUCAUCUUCAUGGAGCGCGCCAACCCCGUUGUAUCGGUCACGCCGGAAGACUAUGCUGAGAUGGUCGCUGAACUCAAGGCUCUUCGAGAGGAGAAGAAGACAUGGCAAAAGCGGCACGAAGCCCUCUUCGCCCUUCGCGACGAGGAUGUGGAGAACAACAUCAAGAUCCGGGGCAUGCUCGCAAAGGCCCGCCGCGAACUUGAAGGCAUGACCAAGCUCCGGGACGACGAUCUUGUCAACUUGCAAGCCGUCAGGGCUAAACUUGCAGAGGCGACAAGAAAGCUGGACAAGCUGGAGGCACAGAGCUCACAGACUGGACGCUCGAGUCCCAGCCGGGGUCAUGGUGGUCGCCCAGGAAGCGUAAUCAUGGAACGGAGAGGUACGAUGGACCUGUUUGCAGCGGCAAAGGCAGCGGCACUGGAACAGCGUGCUUUGGAGCUUGAGCAGAGGAAUCAAGACUUGCUGGCGCAGAUUGAGACAUUGAAGGGCGGCGCGAAUAUCGACGAUCUUAAUCGCAUGACUGCUCACAAGGCCUGGAAGGAUACAGUCACGGACUUGGAGGCAAGGCUGAAGGCCAAGGAUGCCCAGAUCGCGCGGUUGCAAUCCGGUGGUGCACUGACGGUUACUGGAUCGGUUUCGGGGUUGGAGUUGCACCGUGUUGAAGCUAUUCACGAAGAGCACGCCAGCUAUCGCGAGAAGAUGGGCGGAAAGCUGCAGGCCUUGCGCUCAGAGAAGGAGGCGUUGCAAAAAGAGUUGCACCGCAAGGAGGAUGAGAAUCACGCAUUGGAGGUGAAGAUCCAGAGUCUUCAGAGACGGAUCAGUAUACUCUAG
Molecule: messenger RNA, 1185 nt
Organism: Westerdykella ornata
Lineage: Eukaryota; Fungi; Ascomycota; Dothideomycetes; Pleosporales; Sporormiaceae
Exons: 1
Coding region: 1-1185 (394 amino acids)
Source: RefSeq, a predicted model, not a curated record